This is a messenger RNA of Parnassius mnemosyne (clouded apollo), 1508 nucleotides long. NCBI's taxonomy places the organism in Eukaryota, Metazoa, Arthropoda, Insecta, Lepidoptera, Papilionidae. The record is from the annotation of a GenBank genome assembly.
AGUCAAUAUUCUGUGGACGUUAUCAAUUAUUUAUCAGGAAGAACCCGAAGAACCUAAUACUUUAAUAUUUAUUAUCAGUUAUGUUAGCAGCUGUUGUAAUGCAACUGAGUUCCGGGCGAUAUAAUUAAAGUUCAUCAUAUUUUAUUUACGGACAAGGGAUCGCAACUGAUGGGGAAUACAAUCGGAACUGUUUUAAACCCAAUGUUUCCUAUUAAAAUGCUAUUAAAAACUUAUUCAAUAUGUAUUUUAAUGGUUGAUGUUGUAUGGGUUGUUGUAAACACAAAUUAUGCAAUACUUCAAGCACUUUAUGGUUUUUUUAAUCCUCCACCAUUAAAGUCUGUAAAACUCGAGACUGCUCUGAUAAUUGGUUCAGGAAGGGGAGUAGGUCGUCAAAUUGCAAUCCAGUUAGCUGAACUUGGUGCAAUUGUUCUCUGUGUUGAUAAGAAUGUUGCAAAUAAUGAAGAAACAGUUAACAUGAUAAAGAGCAAAGGUGGUAAAACUUAUAUUUAUGAAUGUGAUAUAACAAAGAGAGAAAAUGUUACCACAAUGUCUGAACAAGUGAAAAGGGAUGUUGGAUUUGUAAGCAUGCUAUUUUACUGUUGUGGUAUUCCAAGCCCUAGGUCCCUGAUGACACAACCACCUCAAGAUAUACAUGAAACAUUGGAUCUAACUUUGACUUCAUACUUUUGGCUGAUUGAGCACUUCAUGCCUGAAAUGAAAGCAAGGAAUCAUGGCCACAUAGUAGCCCUAACAUCUGUAGCUGGGUUGAGCUACAUAAAGGAUCAAAUGCCUUUGAGUGUAGCGCAGUUCGCUGUUCAGGGUCUUGCUGAGUCUUUGAUGGAAGAUUUAAGAAUCAAUAAGACCGAUGGUGUAUAUGUCACUCUGACUCAUAUAUAUCCUUUUAUUGUGGACGAUAGUUCAAAUUUACGAUUAAGAAUAUCGAGUUAUUUUGGUACGAUAACACCUGCAAAUGCGGCCAAGUCAAUUUUGGACAGUGUACGACGCAACUAUCCAGAGGCAUCUGUACCUAAACAUUUACUUUACCUUGGGCACACUCUUAGAAUAUUGCCCAGAAAGGCGACAGUACUUAUCAGAGAUUUACUUGAUACCGGAGUAGAUUUUGCAUGAUGUACAAAGAAGAAAAUAAAUGAGGCAAGACUGUAAUAAUUUAUGAAACAGUUUUAUAUAUAUGACAGAUUGCGACCAAUAAUGUUAUGUUUUGAUUUAAAGUAUUUGGGGACAAAAUUGACAUAUUUUCUCGGUUUGACUCUGACAACAUAAAAUUGGGUUUUGAAAUAUAUGAGCAAAAAUUGUAUAGAUAUAAGAAAUGGAUCUUCUCGUUAAGUAAUCAUGUCAAAUAAGUAUUAUAACAUUAAAUGUAAGGACUGAGACACCCCCUAAAUAUUCAAAAUCGCUGUAUUUUUAUAUUGUAAUUGAAAUGUUCCUGUAUUUAUAGUAAAUGUUGUAUAGAAAAUUAAUUUAAAUAAAUAAAUAAAUGUAUUUUAUGU